UCCUAGGUAUUGUGCUUCUGGCCUGAACCACGAAGGCAAAUGUAUCGGUUAUGCGCCCUGCGCCAACAUCUGUGAGAUAACUUCUCCAUACAGACUAUUUUCAUGAAUAUACGGGAAGUAAAGUGUAAACACCCGGGCUAGUUGAAGUAAUAUUACAUCCUACAUCAGCUGAGACGCUCGAUAAAGUUACUACGUCUCCGACACAAGACCCAAAAUAAAUCACAUCGCCCAUCCGGCUACUUCCUGAGACCAAAAUCCAGAUACGCUUCUGUUCACAUCUUUAUGAGGCUAACACGAGCGAAAGCGCUACAAGAAAAUCCCAGUGACCGAAUACUAGUCUUUCGCGGUCACACACUCACUGGACGAGAGAGCAUGGAAACGUUUAUGGUCACCAUUCGGUACAAGGAUAUCGCGCCCAAGAGACCUGUUGAUUACACAGAGGGGAUCGAACCCAUCGAAGACACUCAGGAAAAUGCACCUAUAAAGAAGAUAAAGCUCGUGUCAAAAGGGUUGAAAAUUCGGAUUCCUAGUGCUGCACUAUCCACGUCGAUUAGCAAAAACCCUGAUAUACCGCAACAGUGCUCCACGCCAGGGGACACGCAGCCCGCUAAACCGGAUUUUUUUGCUAGUUUCGAUGGUGACAGCUCUGAGGACGAGAUUUUUACGAAAAGCGAUGAGGAGUUACUAAAUCAGCUAUGUUCGCCUGCGGAUACCGUGCAGAACUCUGCCCCGAUCACUGCCCCGAUCACUGCCCCGGUCACUGCCCCGAUCACUGCCCCAAUCACUGCCCCGAUCACAACUCCUAAGGCACCUACCUUUGACGUCACUCUCAGACUCCCUCUGAGAAAAGCCGGGAUCACCCUUAACGUUGCUUCAGUCCAGAAAUCUAUAGAAGUACCGCAAUCACUAAAUCUCACUACCUCGGUAGCCUCGGAUACUUCUCCCACCGUUUUUGUAAAGACAGAGCACUCCACCAGGGAAAUCCCCCUAGCGCUGGCGCAGUCACCCACCACUGAUAUACUAGGACAGUUUACCCUGAUUCCCCACAAGUUCCUCACAGAGUUGGCGUUCGCAGGUCUUUCUCUCAGCGAGGAGGAUGCGGAAAUAAUUGAGGAAUCCAUCAAAGUGUCGCUAAAUGACUUGAUUUUACCCACAAAAAUCACAAAGCCUGUUCGUUCGUUCAAGUGUCGCCAUAUUCAGUGUUUUGACUUGAAAAAUGUCUGUGACUUGUACAACCUCAAACCGCCAAACAUCCCCACGGCCGCGGUCGCCUUUAACAAGCGACACUACGGCAUGUCAGUAAUGGCUUCCAAUCCCAAAACGUACAGCAAAAUCUCCAUGGCAAGGCCCGUCCCGGAGCCCCAGCCCUACACGUACACCAGCCGCAAGCAUGAGGUGAAGAGUGCCAAACCUCACAUCGAGUUGCGCCGCUGUCCUGUGUGCGACGUCAAGUUUGACUUUUACAAAGAUUUGUAUUAUUCAGACUUCUAUUACUACAUUUUGCCCAAGGUCAAGUACCGGGACGAUAUCGAUGUGUUUGAAAUCGUUCCAGAAACCGUGUCGUAUCGGUUUGUGCUAGAGGAGAAGAAGCCUCAGGUAGCAAAGAAGCUGGAGAGCACACCAGAAAUUAUUGAUUUAGACGAUAUCGACGAGAAUGAGGAUACAUCUUAUCUCUAUAGAAAGACACAGCCCCCGCCCCCACCUCCGCGUGCCCCUCCACCCCGCCAGAGCUACGCCAGCAUGCCGCUUGCCAGGCUUCCGCAUCCAGUCCACGGAAUGCGUCUGAUUGCUAGCGCAUAUAUUUUUGACUCAGAUGACGGUUUGGACGACGGUUUGGAUGAGUUGUUUCUUGGACUAGCAGAGAAACUGGGUGCGGUGGGCACCCAAGAGGACCCCCUUGUGAUUGAUUAGAAGAUUCAUUGUGCACAGAGACUAGCCACUUUGUUGGAUGAUACCAGAAAGGAUGGCUUCAUUGGCCAGUGCUCCUACCUGUCAUACACCCUCUGUAGCUUGUCAUGUCAGUCUAGCUGGUUCAAC
Babjeviella inositovora NRRL Y-12698 is the source of this 2037-nucleotide messenger RNA. It is a transcript of the gene FGR3, whose product is annotated as Fgr3p. Gene Ontology annotation, molecular function: SUMO ligase activity. The coding region runs from base 283 to 1911 and encodes 542 amino acids. NCBI's taxonomy places the organism in Eukaryota, Fungi, Ascomycota, Pichiomycetes, Serinales. Gene Ontology annotation, biological process: protein sumoylation. The transcript has a single exon. The record is from RefSeq and is a predicted model, not a curated record.